Plasmodium yoelii is the source of this 8289-nucleotide messenger RNA. RefSeq names its product reticulocyte binding protein, putative. NCBI's taxonomy places the organism in Eukaryota, Apicomplexa, Aconoidasida, Haemosporida, Plasmodiidae. Bases 1 to 8289 code for a protein of 2762 amino acids. The transcript has 2 exons. The record is from RefSeq and is a predicted model, not a curated record.
AUGAAAAAAUAUAUUUAUAUUAUUAAUUUGGCUGCAUUUUUUAUUUCCGGUAAUAUAAUUUGUGCAACCAAAAUUGAGGAAAAUAACAACAAACACGCCCCAAAGUUAAACAAUUAUAAUCCAUAUCAUAAUUUAAAAGAAAAUGAUUUUGAUAAUUCAAACUUUUCAAAUGGAAAACAAUAUGAUAAUAAAAAUAAUUCCAUUAAUAAUGAAAAAAAUAUACAGCCAUAUUUAAUAAAUAACAACUCCUUUCAAAAUAAAAAAAACAUAAACAAUGCAAAACUCACAUUAUAUAAUGAAUAUAAUAAGACAAAUAAUCUUGAUCAUUUUAGAAAUUUUAGUCAUGAACAUGAAAAAACAAAUAACAGAUUAAUUGAAAUUAAUAAGUCUUUUUUACAAAUAACCGUUAUAUCUCAAAUUAAUAGAAUUGUACUCGAUGUAGUCGAUACCAUAUAUGGUGUAAAUGAUAAUGAUGAAAAUGUAUUAUGGUUUUUUUAUAACCCUCUAUAUUCUUCUGAAUAUAUUCUAAAAAUAUUAGAUAAAUUAAAAAUAUCUCAAUCCAAUGAUAUAAGUAAAUUGAAGAAAGCUCAUGAUGAUAUUUAUAAUAAUAUCGCAAGAAUAAAAGAGUUAUGCGAACCUAAAAAAAGUGAAUUAAUAAAGGAACUUGACAAAAUACACAAUCCUUUUUAUAAUUUUUAUAAUAAUCCUCCGAUGGAUGAUUAUAACUCAUAUACAACAUCAAAAACAAACUUUAUAAGUUGCUUAACAAAUGAACUUGAAAAAAUAAAAAAUAAACCAAAUGAUAUUAUUUCAUCUGAAGAAGGCGUAUAUAAAAAGAAUUGUAAAAAUAACAGAAAACUCAAGGAUCUUGAUAAGAAAGAUUCUGAAUUUUGUAAAAAUGUGACGUAUCUCGGUCCAAGUUGUAAUAGAAGCUGGGAUGUUCCCAAAGAUAAUGAAGUGAUUCCAUUUAUAAAUUUUCUAAUAACCGAAUUAGAAAAAAACAAUAGUCUAAAGAAUCUUGUAACAAAACUAGAAUUUAUAAAAAAACAAAACGAAGAUAUUCAAAAUAAACAUAAUAAACACAUAGAAAUAUGUAAAAAAGAAGAGGUUUCUGUGAAUAAAUGUACCAAAACUAUUAUUGAUAAUACUAAUUGUGAUCAACAUUUUAAUGAAAUUAAAAAAAUAGGGGAGUCAUAUAGUAUUAUAAAAUAUAAUCAUACAGUUCUAGAAUAUUUAGAAUCAAUACGUCUUACUUAUAAACAUUCCUUAUUAUACUUUUUAAAAUUGAUAGGGGACGCAUUAAUAAACAAAGUAGAUUCAGAUGGAAAUAUAAUAGAAAAAGAUGAAAUUUCUGAUUUUAAUUUGUUGAAACCACAAUCUACAUUCAAAUCAUUAGAAGCUGAAUUCCUUAAAAUAUUUGAAAACAAAUGGGAUUUUUAUAAAAAUACACAAAAUCUUAAUGGCACCAAAGAUCCAAUGAAAAAUACAAUAUCAUUAAUUUUACCACUUAUGAAUCAAUUUAAAGGUUUGAAUGAAUCUAUGAUAAAAUUAAAAAAUAGUGGAAUUUUAAGAAAAUACACAAUUAGUAAUCAAAUCAAAAAUAAAUUAAAUGUAUCAACUUAUCCAGAAGGAAGGGAAGGGUUUACAUCUUCCCUAGAAUUAGCGAAAAGUUGGGAAAAAACAAAGCUGGAAACAAUAACGGAAUUGACAAAAAGCAAUGAAGAAACUGUUCGAUUGGAAAAAGAAAUUAGAGAGUUAUUUAAAAAAUAUUUAGAUGAGGAGGCUGAAAGGAAAUAUUUAGAAGGCUUAAAAUUAGAAUUAAACAAAAAAAUAAAAGACAUAAUUGCCAAAAUCGAAUAUGUUAAAAACACAGUUGAAUUAAAGAAAGAAAUAGAAAAAAACAAUGCAUACAUUGAUGAAUUAGCUAACCAAUCACCAUAUAAAGUUACGGGAUAUAUAGAAAACAAAAAUACAAUAUAUAAUACAAUAAAAUCAUAUUUUGACCAAAUUUAUGAAGGUGACAUUGAUACAUUUUACAAUGAAUUAUCUUCUAUAGUUAAAGAAGAUCCCAUUGAUGAUAUAGAAGACAAAACGAAACUUGAAAAUUUAAGAUCGAAAAUAGAUAAUGUAUAUGAUAAAAUCCAAAAGAUGGAAAUUGAAACAGUUAAAUCACAUCUAAAUAAUAUAGAAACUAACAACAAACUACCAAACACAAUUUUGGAGAUAAAAAAAUAUAUAUAUGAUGAGAUUAGUAAAGAACUAAAUAAAAUGUUAGAAGAUUUUAAAAACAAAGAAAAAGAACUAUCAAAUAAGAUAAGUGACUACGAUAAAAAACGUGAGCAAUUAAGUGAAUAUAAAUCUAAAAUGUUAGAAAUCAGAAAUCAUUAUAAUAGUCAAACUAAUGUAGACAAUACAAAAGAAGAAGAAGCCAAACAAAACUACGAUAAAUCCAAUGAGCACAUGACAACAAUACCAACCAACGAAGAUGAAAUAUCAAAAAUCAUCAGUGAAGUAAAAACUAUGAAAGACGAAAUCUUAAGUAAAGUAAAUACAUAUAUUGAUUUUAACAAAAAAUAUAAAGAAACUGUCAAUUCAGAGCACAGUCAAUUUACUGAAUUAACAGAUAAAAUAAAAGCAGAAGUUUCGGAUAAAGAAUUAAAAAAAUGUGAACAAAGUUUUAAUGAUAAUAAAUCUUUAAUUAAUGAAACAAAAAACUCCAUUGAAAAGGAAUACCAAAACAUUAAUACCCUUAAAAAGGUAGAUGAGUAUAUAAAAGUAUGUAAAAGCACCAAAGAGUCAAUAACAAAAUUUAGUAGUAAACAAACUAUAUUAAAAGACAUGUUAAAUCAAAAUAUUAAAACCGUAAAGGAAACUAAUUCAAUAGACAAAUCUUAUAUAGAAAAGUUUGAACAAAUAUUAACAGGUAAACAGACAAAAUUAGAAAACAAAUUCACAGAAUUUUCUUUAAAUAAUCACGAAGCAAAUAAUAAUGAAUUGAUAAAAUAUUUUAGUGAUUUAAAAGCAAAUUUAGGAAUAAAUGAAGAAAACAUGUUAUAUAAUCAAUUCACUGAAAAAGAAAAAACUUUUAAUGAUAUUAAGGAAAAAAAUAUCCAUAUAAAUGAAGAAAUUUCAAAAAUCGAAAUAAAAAUUCAUGCAUCAAUUUAUAAUAUUAGUGAAGAAACAGAAAGAGAAAUUGGAAUAAAUAUAGAAUCACUAAAUACCAAAGUAUUUGAAAAGGUAAAAGAAAACGUAACCAAUUUGAAUAAAAUAAAGGAAAAAUUAAAACAUUAUGAUUUUAGUGAUUUUGGGAAAGAAGGAAAUAUAAAAUAUACUGAUAAAAUUAAAAAAAUUAAUGAUGACAUUAUGGCUGUAAGUCAACAAAUCGAUCAACAUAUAAAUGGAUUAGAUGAUAUACAAAAAAAAUCAGAAAGCUAUGUUAGUGAAAUGAAAGAACAAAUAAAUAAAUUAGAAAAGGUAUCAAAUACCGAAAUAUCUAACGAUAAUGUAGAAGGAAUAAAAAAAAAACAACAAAUCAUAGUAACAAAAAUAGACAAAAAAAAAAAUAUAUAUGAGGAAAUAAAUAAAUUAUUAAGUGAAAUAUCAAAAAUAGAAAAAGAUAACACAUCGUUAGAAAAAGUAAAAGAUAUAAAUUUAUCAUAUGGACAAAAUUUAGGCAACCUAUUUUUGGAACAAAUUGAUGAAGAAAAGAAAAAGGCUGAAAAUACGAUAAAAUCAAUGGAAGCAUAUAUAGAUGAUCUUGAUAAUAUAAAAAAAAAAUCACAAGAAAUAGAAACAGAAAUGGACAUAAAAAUGGACAUAAAUAAGGAAAUGGAAGCGCUUAAAAUAUCACAUGAUGAUGACAAAAAAUGUCACGAUAAAAGUAAGAAUCAUAAAGAAAACAUUUCUGAUAUCUAUGAUAAAUCUUCAAAAAUAAUACAAGACUUUUCUAGGGAAUCAGAUAUAAAUGAUAUUAAAAACAAGUUACAGAAAAAUGUUUCUGAAUCUCAAAAUCAUAAUAGUGAUAUUAAUCAAUGUUUAAACGAAGUUGCGAACAUAUAUAAUAUUUUAAAAUUAAAUAAAAUUAAAAAAAUUAUUGACAAAGUAAAAGAAUAUACUAGUGAAAUUGAAAAGAAUAAAAAAAACAUAAAUGAUGAAUUAAAUAAUUCAGAAAAAGUAAUUAAAAAAAUCGAAGGCGAUUUAAGUUUAAAAGAAUGUAGAUCGAAAAUAAAUUCAACUUUAGAUGAUAAAGAUAUUGAUGAAUGUAUAAAGAAUAUUAACGUCUUAAAAAAAAAUAUUUUAAACGAAGAAACUAAUAUCACCAAUCAUUUUAAAAAUGCCGAAGAGUAUAAUAAAAUUGUAUUAUCAAACUUUAAUAAUAUAGAAAUGGCUGAUAAUAAAUCACAAUACAUAUUAGAAAUUAAAAAAAAUAAUGGCACUAAUGACCAUGAUUAUAAUAUCAAAGAAUUGAAAAGCCACAAGGAUAAGUCUAAUGGUUAUAAAACCGAGGCUGAUCAAAAUAAAAAAGCAAUCCAAAAAAAUAAGGAAUUAUUUGAACAAUAUAAAGAAGAAGUAACUGUACUUUUAAAUAAAUAUUAUGCGGUAGAAUUAAAAAAUAAAUUUGAUAAAACAAAAAAUGAUUCAAAACAAAUCAUAAAGGAAAUAAAAGACGCACACAACUAUUGUACAUUGGAAUCAGGCAAAUCUGAAAAAAAAAUGAAUGAAAUAAAAAACGAAAAAAUUCAUAUUGAAGAUGAAGUUGCUAACAAUGAUAAAUCUAAUAAAGCAAUAACAUCUAUUAAAGUAUCCGUAGAGCCAUUCAAAACAAAAAUCAUAAAAAUAAAUGAAAUAAGAACAAAAUCAGAUGAUUGCUUAAAAGAGACCAACGACUUAGAGAAACAAAUAUCAAAUUUAUCUAUAGAUACUCAAGAAACAAAACUAACAGAGAACGGGAAACAAUUAAAAACCCUUGAGGAACUUUUAGAAUCUCUCAAAAAACAAAAAAAAAAUAUUGAAGACCAAAAAAAAGAAUUAGAUGAAGUUAACUCCAAAAUUAAAAAUAUAGAAAAUACUGUAAAUCAGCAUAAAAAGAAUUACGAAAUUGGAAUUGUAGAAAAAAUAAAUGAAAUCGCCAAAACAAAUAAAAACCAAAUUGAAUCAACAAAAGAAUUAAUAAAACCAACAAUACAACAUAUAAUAUCUUCUUUUAACGCUAAUGAUUUAGAAGGUAUUGACAGUGAUGAAAACCUGGGAAAAUAUAAUACAGAAAUGGGUAAUAUAUAUGAAGAAUUUAUUAAAUCAUACAAUCUAAUAACAAAUUAUUUAGAAACGGUUUCAAAAGAAUCCAUAACAUAUAAUCAAAUUCAAAAUAAACGAAUAGACACACAAAAGGAACUCUUAAAAAAUAUAGAAAAUGUAAAUAAAGCCAAAUCCUAUUUAGAUUAUAUAAAAGAAAAUGAAUUUGAUAGAAUAGUCACACAUUUUAAAAAAAAAUUAAAUACUGUGAAUGAUAAUUUUAAAAACGAAUAUUCAAAAGUUAAUGAAGGGUUUGAUAAUAUUUCAAACUCUAUUAAUACUGUUAAAAAUUCAACUGAUGAAAAUUCAUUAUUAAAUAUACUAAAUCAAACAAAAGAAAUGUAUGCAAAUAUUGUCAAUAACACAUAUUAUAGUUAUAAAUAUGAGGCAGAAAACAUAUUUAGAAAUAUUCCGAAAUUAGCAAAUACUUUAAAUAUUAAAAUAAAAAACAGCUCAGGAAUAGAUUUAUUUAAAGAUAUUAAAAUAGCUAUAUUAUCUUACUUGGACUCCAAAACAGAAGAUACUCUAAUCUUUAUUCCAUCUCCACAAAAAAAAACAGAAACAUAUACAAAAAUAAGUGAUUCUUACAGUAUUCUUCUUGAUAUAUUAAAAAAAAGUCAGGAAUUGCAGAAAAAAGAACAACAAACAUUAAAGCUUAUAUUCGAAAACCGACGUUUAUAUGAAAAGGUUCAAGCAACUAAUGAAUUAAGAGGCACAUUAAGUGAUUUAAAAUAUAAAAAAGAAAAAAUAUUAAGUGAAGUUAAACUACUUUUGCAUAAAUCUAACGAAUUAAACAAAUUAUCAUGCAACUUUCAAAAUUAUGAUACCAUUUUAGAAUCGUCAAAGUAUGAUCAAGUCAAAGAAAAAAGCAAUAAUUAUAAACAAGAAAAAGAAAAACUAGGGAUAGAUUUUAAUGUAACAGAUAUGGAAGAAAAAUUUAAUAAUGAUAUUAAAGUUAUAGAAGAAUUAGAAAAUAAUUACGAUUCUUCAGAGGAAAAUAAUAAUAUUUUACAAUCUAAACAAAAACUAAAAGAACUAACUAACAAAUUUAAUGCUGAAAUAAAAAAAAUUGAUGAUAAAAUAAUAGAAAAAAAUGAUUUAAUUGAUAAAUUAAUAGAAACGAGAAAGAACUGCAUGCUUUUUACACAUACAACGUUAGCCGAGACUCUUAAAAUCAAAAUAACUGAUUACUCGAAAUUCAUAGAAUCUGCAACUAAAUUUUCAAAAGAAUUUUUAAAAUACAUUGGUGAUACUUCCAAUUCUUUAAAUGAUGACAUCGCCACAUUGCAACUAAAAUAUGAUUUACAUCAAAUAAACAAAUAUGUAACAAGUAAACUUUCAGAUGCAACUAAUGAUAAUAAUAAUUUAAUAGAAAAGGAAAAGGAAGCAACUCAGGCAAUCAAAAACUUGACCAAGCUAUUUACAAUAGAUUCAAAUAACAUCGAUGCCAAUGCAUUACACAAUAAUAAAAUACAAAUGGUUUAUUUCAAUUCUGAACUUCAUAAAUCAAUCGAAUCCAUAAAACAACUUUAUAAAAAAAUGCAUGUCUUUAAAUUAUUAAAUAUAGGUCAAAUUAAUGGAAAAUAUUUUGAUAUAUCCAAACAAUUUGAUAAUAUUUUACAGUUGCAGGAAAGUGAAUUAACAGCAAAUUUAAAUGAUUUAAAGGAAAUUGGUCAAAAGAUUUCUGAUAAAAAAAAUAAAUUCCUUCAUGCACUAAAUGAAACUCCAAUUCCUAACUUCAAUACACUUAAAGAGAUAUAUCAUGAUAUUGUUAAGUAUAAACGUCAGAUAGAUGAAAUAGAAAAUAUUACUAGCGAAGAAAACGAAAAUAUAACCUUAUAUAUAGACACAAUUACCAAAUUAAAGGAGAAAGUCCAAAGCAUUUUAAAUUUUGUUACAACAUAUGAAAAUGAUAGUAAUAUAAUCAAGCAACAUAUUCAAGACACUAAUGAAAAUGAUGUAUCAAAAAUUAAAGAAUCUUUAAAAACCACAAUUCAAUCAUUUCAGGAAAUUCUAAAUAAAAUAAAUGGAAUCAAAGCCCAAUUUUAUGAUAAUAAUAAUAUAAAUAAUAUAAAUAAUACUAUAUCUACCAUAUCACAAGAUGUAAAUGAUGUUAAAAAACAUAUUUCUAAGGAUUUAACUAUAGAAAACGAACUUAUCGAAAUACAAAAGAGUUUAGAAGAUAUUAAAAAUUCUACUUAUGAGAUCAGAAGCGAGCAAAUAACCAAUUAUGUCAAUACUAUACGAAAUUAUGUUGAACAACAAACUAACAAAAUUCAAAAUAAUUCAAAUAAAGAUGAAAUAGACGAUAUAAUACAAAAAAUCCUUAAUUAUAAUAAAGAAUCAGAAACAAAAUUACCCACCAUUACAGGUAAUAAAAAUAAUGUUACAUCAAUAAUCUCUCGUAUUAACAAAGUCAUUAAUUUAAUCGAAUCAGAAUAUGGUAACAAUAAUAAUGUAUCAUAUAAUGUUGCCAAAAAACUUGAAGAAGAUGCCAAUAGCAUAAUUCUUGAUUUAGAUAAGAGUCAAAACAUCCUUAAAGAUUUAAUACAGCAAAAUUUAAAAAUUAUAGACGAUUUAAAAAAUAAAAAACAGGAGAUAGAAAAUCGUAAUAAUUUACAGACUAUUAAUAGGGAACAAGAAAUAACGCAAACAGAACAUGUUAACAAUACAUAUCAUCAUGAUAUUAAUGACAUUAAUGAUAUUAAUGAUAUUAAUGAUACAAACGAUAUAAAUCAAAAUCACCAAAACUCAAGUUCAGAUAAAAAAGACUAUUCCAAAACAAGAGAUACAGAAAAUUCGGUUAAAUAUGCCGGAGCAAUUGCAUUUGCCUUAGUAGGAUGUUAUAUAAUUAUAAGAAUAAAAGAAAAAAGGGAUAAAAAUGAAAUGGAAUUCGAUAAAUCUAAAGGUUUUUAUGAUGACGGUGAAAGUACGCUUUUUGAAAGAGAAGAUGAAGUUAUAGAAAUAGAUAUGAACGAGGAUUUAUCAUUUAAUUAA